AUGGCGCCUGCGAACGCAAUGAGGCUAUGUACUGAAGCUUGCAAAACUGACGACGUGCUCCGGAUGGAACAAGCCAUAUCUGUCGCCUCACAAUCUGGCUCUCGCUUCACUGUGCAGGACGUCGUCCAGCGCGGUCUCAGACGGGCGGCGGCCAGGAGCGCAGUUCAGGUGCUUCGAUAUGUGAUCGAACAGGGUGUCGACAUCAAAAAGCUGGUAGCCAAAGACAUCAUGAUCAACGAUGAACCUCUCGAGCCAUCGGUUGAAGUGCUUGAGAUCCUGGUUGCUCAUGGAUGGGACGUCAACAGCCGAGGCGACAGCUGGCCAUUGCUGUGGUACGUGGUGGAAUAUCCUGAUCUUGUCAGAUGGUGCUUGGAUCAUAGGGCUGAAGUAGACAUUCCUGAUGAUCCGCCUCAAGCCAAUGCAGACGGCACAGAGAGUAGAACAAAACUCCCGCGGCCCACAAUUCUCAGCUUGGCCGCGUCUUCGAGCAGUAUUGAGACAUUUGAGCUGCUGCGAGCCCAAGGCGCCCCUCUGGAUCAACGAACACUGCACCUCGCUGUCAAGACAGCCACGUCGCUUGCACCAAAGGGGGGAUCAACUGGCCAUGUCCGGCGUCUUGUGCCAAGUCUUGCGGGAACUUUUCCUUCCUGCAAGCCGUGCAGGACUGGCGAGGCCGAGAAUCGGAAAGAUGAUGCAUAUAUUACUGUCUCUCAACCUUUCAAGAUGAUUGACAACACAAGAGUAACAUAA
Fulvia fulva is the source of this 750-nucleotide messenger RNA. RefSeq lists its product as uncharacterized. NCBI's taxonomy places the organism in Eukaryota, Fungi, Ascomycota, Dothideomycetes, Mycosphaerellales, Mycosphaerellaceae. The record is from RefSeq and is a predicted model, not a curated record. The transcript has a single exon. Bases 1 to 750 code for a protein of 249 amino acids.